UCAUGAGUUAUUUUUCCUACUUUUGCUCUUUUUACACUUAUUUUUCAUACUUUUGCUCUUUCCCAGCCUUAGUUUUCAUACUUUUACACUUUUUACACUUAUUUUUUCAUUCUUUUGCACUUUUUACACUUAUUUUUCAUACUUUUGCACUUUUCCAGCUUUACUUUUCAUACUUUUACACUUUCAGUUUUUCAGACCUAUUUUUCAUACUUUUAUACUUUUUUCACACUUAUUUUUCAUACUUUGCAGUUUUCUGGACUUACUUUUCAUACUUUCACACUUGAAGAGACUCGUUUUCCACAUUUACACAGGCUCGUUUUCCAGUGUUUCCUCACUUAUGUAACCUAAACUUCACAUUUUCCCGCCCUUUUCACAGUUUUCCAGAAUUAUUCAUACUUUGUCACCUUCCCAAGCAAACUUUUUCACUCACACGCUUUCCUAGACUCAUUUUUCAUUUUUUUUCCAGUAUUUUCACACGUAUCAGAUUUUCUUCAGUAAAUAUCCCCCUCCCCCCACUUUUCAGGAGGACCUUCUUUUUCACACACACACACACACACACACACACACACACACACACACACACACACACACUAAUUUAAAGAAGAUAAUCUCGCCUGAGGACAAACGGAACUUGAAAAUAUUGAGUGUAAUACUACUGAGGACAACACGUGGUGCCCCUCCCGCUAAUUAGGACACAGUAGGUGAAGAGGGUGCUUGGCGGGGCUCGAACCUCGUCAUCUUGCGGCGUGGCCAGAUAAUCCCCAGGGAGCCAUGGAAGGGGGUGGCCGCGCGGGAAUGUGGUGGGGGGGUCGCCGUGCCCCGCCCCCCUAGCUGGCUUCCUCUGGUCAAGCUGCUUUUGCUGUGGCUCCUGCUGCCUCUCGCCUGCUGCAAUGAUGAGUGGCGUACCAUUACUAUAGACGACAUAAUGCCCGAGGUGAAGACGGACUAUGACAAAAUGCGGCCGCCUAAGAAGGACGGAAAGGCGACUCAAGUGUAUUUCCACGUGACCGUUAUGGGGAUUGACUCCAUUAAUGAAAACUCUAUGACAUACGCGGCUGAUAUCUUCUUUGCGCAGACUUGGAAGGACCACCGCCUGCGCCUUCCUGAGAAUAUGACGUCAGAAUACAGGCUUCUUGAUCUGGAUUGGCUGAAACACCUAUGGCGCCCGGACAGCUACUUCAAGAACGCCAAGCAAGUGACAUUCCAAACUAUGACUAUUCCAAAUCAUUACGUGUGGUUGUUCCAGGAUUCCAAGAUACAGUAUAUGGUUAAGCUGACACUGAAGCUGUCCUGUGCCAUGAACUUCGCUAUCUACCCACACGACACGCAGGAAUGCAAACUACAGAUGGAGAGCCUGUCGCACACCACGGAGGAGCUGGUGUUCGAGUGGGACCCUGUGGUACCCCUGGACGUGGACCCCACCAUAGAGCUCCCUCAGCAGGACAUCAUCAGGAACUACACCUCAGAUUGCACGCAGGUGUACUCCACAGGUAACUUCACGUGCCUUGAGGUGGUGUUCACGCUGAAGAGGCGCCUCGGCUACUACGUCUUUCACACCUACAUCCCGACCUGCCUCAUCGUCAUUAUGUCCUGGGUAUCGUUCUGGAUCAAGCCUGAGAUCGCCCCUGCCCGCGUGACCUUGGGCGUGACCUCCCUGCUGACGCUCUUCACGCAGCAGGCCAAAUCUCAAGCCUCGUUACCCCCCGUGUCCUACAUUAAGACCAUCGAUAUAUUCAUGUCCUCCUGUACCGUCUUUGUGUUCAUGGUGCUGAUUGAGUACGCCGUAGUGAACAUCAUACUGGGUGACGGCUCUGGGGACGCAGCGAAGGGCCCUGCUAAGCCUGAACCCAAGCCAAGCAAAGCAACUGACUUAGCGAUCAAGGAGAGUCGCCGGUUCCUGCUGGGGGAGCCGCCGAAACCUCCGGGGCCCACGCCAGCACAGAUACGCCGCAACAAGGCCCUCAUGGUGGACAGAGUGUCGCGCUAUGUGUUCCCGACCUCCUUCGCCCUUUUGAACGGAAUCUAUUGGUUCAGCUUCAGGAAAUAUCUUUAAGUCUCUCCUCUGUCAGUUUCCUUUUAAGAAUUCUCCAAGAAAGGAAACAAUGU
This is a messenger RNA of Scylla paramamosain (green mud crab), 2106 nucleotides long. RefSeq names its product glycine receptor subunit alpha-3-like. Gene Ontology annotation, molecular function: chloride channel activity; transmitter-gated monoatomic ion channel activity involved in regulation of postsynaptic membrane potential; transmembrane signaling receptor activity. Lineage: Eukaryota; Metazoa; Arthropoda; Malacostraca; Decapoda; Portunidae. Gene Ontology annotation, biological process: nervous system process; signal transduction; chemical synaptic transmission. The record is from RefSeq and is a predicted model, not a curated record. Bases 926 to 2053 code for a protein of 375 amino acids. Gene Ontology annotation, cellular component: neuron projection; plasma membrane; synapse. The transcript has 11 exons.